GCGUGAGCGCGCACAACAGAAAGGAAGAAAAACUACCGCACGCUGGCAAACGGGGUCACGAACUAUGACCUUUCACUGGAGUAAAACAAUAACAAACAAUGUGAUAUAAACCCGACGCGCAUCCCUGUCAUAGCAGGCACACAGGUGGAGGUGUUCUCUGCAGAGGUCGUACUGGCCUUUGUCCAGUCAGACAACUCUAAUGACCUCACAUCACCAUGACAACCACUAUGGAGUUGCUGGCUCAGCAAAUAUUGACGACUGAGCAGGUUGCAGAGGUACAGUCUUCUCCAUCUGACAGCUCAGUGAUGAGCGCCUCCCCCCAGCGCAUUCAGAUCAUCUCCACUGACCCGUCCAUCACCAGCCCACAGCGAAUACAGAUUGUGACUGAACAGCAGACAGGUCAGAAGAUUCAGAUAGUCACCGCGCUGGACUCGAGUUUGCCCAAACAGCAGUUUAUCCUGACGGCACCCGAUGGCAGUGGAGCGAGCAAAGUCCUCCUGGCAUCACCUGAGAGCAGUAGUGCCAAACAGCUCAUCUUUGCCACCGCAGACAGUAUGGUGCCCAGCCGAAUUCAGUUUGUGACUGAUGCAGUGUCAGUGGAGAGGCUUCUUGGCAAAGGAGGAGACAUGAGUCGAGCCCAGCCUGUAGAAUACUGCCUGGUGUGUGGCGAUAAAGCAUCAGGGCGGCACUAUGGUGCGGUGAGCUGUGAAGGUUGUAAGGGGUUCUUCAAGAGAAGCGUACGCAAGAGUUUGACCUACAGCUGCCGCAGUAACCAGGACUGUGUCGUCAAUAAACACCAUCGCAACCGCUGCCAGUUCUGCAGACUCAGGAAAUGCCUGGAGAUGGGCAUGAAGAUGGACUCUGUACAGAGUGAGCGAAAACCCAUUGACCUGCCCAGAGAAAAGCCUGCCAACUGCGCUGCGUCCACAGAGAAGAUCUACAUCCGCAAAGACCUGCGGAGUCCUCUUAUCGCAACACCCACCUUCAUCACAGAGAAAGAGGCCCCACGGUCUGGCCUGUUGGACCCUGGGAUGCUGGUCAAUAUCCAACAACCUUUAAUUCAGGCUGAUGGCACAUUGCUAUUGGCAACAGAUAAAACGGAGUCAGGACAGGGUGAUCUAAGAACACUGGCUAACGUGGUUACAUCACUAGCCAACCUGAAUGACUCUCUGAAAAACGGAGAUACCACAGACAGGCAACUUGAGGACUCGCCCAGUGAGAUCACACGUGCCUUCGAUACGCUGGCUAAAGCUCUGAAUCCCAGUGAGGGGAUGGAGGCUCAGAGUCUGUCAGAGGUGGAUGGGAUGGGUGGACCUACAAUACAGGUGAUCAGCAGAGAUCACAUCACACCUCUCAUAGAAGUCGAAGGACCUCUGCUUACAGACGCACACGUCAACUUCAGGUUGACAAUGCCAAGCCCGAUGCCCGAGUACCUGAACGUGCAUUACAUCUGUGAGUCUGCGUCGCGUCUGCUGUUUCUCUCCAUGCACUGGGCACGAUCUAUCCCAGCAUUCCAUGCUCUCGGGCAGGAGUGUAACACAGCUCUGGUACGAGCCUGUUGGAAUGAGCUGUUUACUCUAGGGCUGGCUCAGUGCACACACAUCAUGAGUCUGUCUACCAUCCUCGCUGCCAUCGUCAAUCACCUGCAGUCCAGCAUACAGGACGUAGACAAGCUAUCCAGCGAGCGCAUUAAACUGGUCAUGGAACACAUAUGGAAGUUGCAAGAGUUCUGCAACAGCAUGUCAAAACUAGAGACAGACGGAUACGAGUACGCCUACCUGAAAGCCAUUGUCCUCUUCAGUCCAGAUCAUCCGGGUUUGAGCAGCUGCAGUCAGAUUGAGAAAUUCCAGGAAAAAGCACAGAUGGAACUUCAGGAUUAUGUCCAGAAGACCUACCCUGAUGAUACCUACAGGUUGGCACGUCUCCUGUUGCGUUUACCAGCACUGCGACUGAUGAGCUCCAGCAUAACGGAGGAACUUUUCUUCACAGGACUUAUUGGCAACGUACCAAUCGACAGUAUCAUCCCAUACAUCCUCAAAAUGGAGACUGCUGACUACAACAGCCAAGUUACAGGUCCCUCUGUGUGACCACACUCUGAAACCCUGAGACUCCAGUCAUGCGACUCCCAUUCUCCUCUGCCACAGUCAAAUAGAUGGACUUGCGUUAUAUUGGACCGACCAACAUGCUCUACCUCAAGAGGAGCUGCAACAGUGAAGGCCACAUAGUAUGUGAGUGAUUCCCUACAAAUAUUGUGUUGUACUCCAUGGAGUGAGAGGAAUUAUGGGACUUUUGAGUUCCAAUGGCAGCGCAUUUGCUUCCUGGGAAAUAAAACACACGUAGGCCUUGCUUUCCUUUCGACCUUUAUUUAAAAACACUUAAGCACUUCGUUAAAUGAUUCCUAUAGGAGUCCCAUAUCCAGACCUCUCCAAAAUGUCUGAAAUAUCUUUAUUACCUACAGGACAGUAUUUGCAGCUAUGGAUUGUUGAUGGACUGUUGUGUGAUCUUCUGCCACAUGACGUGAAUCAGAUCAUUUUUGCCCCAAAAUUUAAAAAAAAGAAACGUUGUUAUGGUAUGUUAUGUUUCACAUAAAGAAGUACAGUGCCAGAUUUACAAUUUUUUUUACAUAUAAAUAUAGUACCACAGCUCAUUAUUGCUCUGUACUGUAUCACCUCUGCAGUCAUGACAAUCAUCUAACAUUACGACGCUGCACUUACUUUCAAAAUCCUCUUUUUUUAAGACCUAUUUAUUUAAAUGAGUCUAACUCAGUCAAAACGGCAUCAUAAAGUAAUUUGCUUAUAAAUAAUCUGUGUAAAUAAAUGACAUACUAUUGAAAAUAGGAAAUAUUUCAGAUGUAAUGUGUCUUUUUAGCGUUUAACCAGUUAAAAUGUGUCAUUUUAGAUGUAAUCUAAAACAUGCAGUUUUGUUAUGAACGUUUUUUUCUAAUGUAGGCACUAGGGACUGAAAUGUUGUCAAUCAAUACAAAUAUCCUAUUUGAAAUGUAAAGAGUAUGUGAUGAGUAUGUGUUGAAAUGAACAUCUUUGCCAUGUUUUUUAUCAGAAACAUUCAUACUGUUUUAACUGUAUCUGUAUAUGUGCGUACAGAUAUUAACCUGAAAGCAAAAAGAUUACUAAGUUUGAACUUCCAGACUAUGAUUGCAUUUUCUUCAUGUAUGGUUUAUGCACCUUCAACCAAUAUCAGUAUCAAUGUGUCAACUAUUGGUGUUUUAUCCACAUGAAAUUUGUUUUCAAACUAAAUGUAAUAUUCCAAACACACCAACUUUUACAUAACAGCAUGGCAGGUCAAUGCUUUUUUACUCAUAGUACAUACGAAUGUGCAGAAUGAUUUGCAAACAAAACUUUUUCCUUAAGAUAUUCCUUGAGAAUCACCACCAGCUGUUACUGAACUCUUAAAACGGCCUAAGAUAUUUCCAAAAUGUGCCUCGUAUAUUUGAAAACGAUCCGAUACACAAUUGUUUUGCACUUGCAUGCUUUGCUUAUUUAUUAAGAACAUUUCAGACUGAACUCUACAAUAUUUUCAGUAUAUGUCUAUUGCAAUUUUUAAGUCAUGUCUAAAAUUGUUUUAAUGACUUAUUCGGUUGUAUAUAGCAAUUUGACUUGCAUAGCUGUAAACUGAUUGCUUCUGAACAGUUUAUUGGUAGAUACUAAGGUGAUUGGAAUCACCUUAAUUUUUUAAUAAAACAGUUUUUUCAUUCAUUUGUAAUAUUAAACCAUUAUCUGGUGUACGGAAACAUAUACAGUACAUUAAUGUUUUUUGGGAUUAAUCAUAUUUUCGAGUUUUUCAUUAAAAGUUGUCCCUACUUGCUCUCAUUGUUUAUGGCCAAAAGCACUUGGGAUCUACCCCAUUUAAACACAAUUCUUUAUAGUUAUGCUUUCAACGCUUGUGUAUGUAUUAUAAAAUGCUUGUUUUGAUUUUGUUCUGUCUGUUUUUUUAUAGGUAUUGUAAUGCCGUGUGACGGAUUUGUUGUAUGUGUAUUUUCAUAUAAGUGCAUAUAUUUGUUUUAUUUCCCCGUUUUCUGUCAAUGAGACAAAUUGUGCAUGAACUAGCUAAUGCAUUUUAUGAAAUGCUAUACUAUAUGUGAAUUUUAAAUAUUGUGGCUUAAGAAAAAAUAUACAUAUGCACACAUGUAUACACCGUGUGUAUGUACGAUACCAGACCGAAGCAAAAAAGAGAUAUAGCAGUACAUUUCUGGUAAUGAUUUUGUUUAUGUAUCUUGUGGAGCAAGCAAUGACCUCGGUGUGUUGUAAGUGAGCCUUCUUUGUUUAUUUUGUGAGCAUAUUUGAAAUAUACUGUUCAGAUCGCA
Triplophysa rosa is the source of this 4321-nucleotide messenger RNA. RefSeq names its product nuclear receptor subfamily 2, group C, member 2 (gene nr2c2). NCBI's taxonomy places the organism in Eukaryota, Metazoa, Chordata, Actinopteri, Cypriniformes, Nemacheilidae. The coding region runs from base 216 to 2087 and encodes 623 amino acids. Gene Ontology annotation, biological process: anatomical structure development; positive regulation of embryonic development; cell differentiation. The transcript is spliced from 15 exons. The record is from RefSeq and is a predicted model, not a curated record. Gene Ontology annotation, molecular function: zinc ion binding; RNA polymerase II cis-regulatory region sequence-specific DNA binding; nuclear receptor activity.